Scomber scombrus (Atlantic mackerel) is the source of this 1351-nucleotide messenger RNA. Its product is annotated as P2Y purinoceptor 1-like. NCBI's taxonomy places the organism in Eukaryota, Metazoa, Chordata, Actinopteri, Scombriformes, Scombridae. Gene Ontology annotation, biological process: G protein-coupled receptor signaling pathway. The record is from RefSeq and is a predicted model, not a curated record. The transcript has a single exon. Gene Ontology annotation, molecular function: neuropeptide receptor activity. Bases 19 to 1008 code for a protein of 329 amino acids. Gene Ontology annotation, cellular component: membrane.
UGCUUUUCACGAGUCAAAAUGAAGAACAUCUCCAGUCCUUAUAUCAAUUUUGACUUUGAACACAGAUUCCUGCCUCCUGUUUUCAUCUCAGUAUUCAUCUUUGGUCUGGUGGCUAAUGGAUGGGGAUUGAAGUCUUUGCUGCAGAAAUGGAGGAAACUAAAGAUCAUCAAUGUUUUUGUUCUCAAUCUUGGUUUUGCAGAUAUUUUGUAUCUGCUCACACUCCCAUUUCUGAUGGUGUACUAUUUCAUGAAGAGUAACUGGAUCUUUGGAGUCACAUUCUGCAAGAUAACAAGAUUCUGCUUCAACCUGAAUUUAUAUGGCAGCAUUGGGUUCCUUACUUGUAUAAGUGUGUACAGGUACCUGGCCACUGUCCAUCCAGUGAGAGUGAUGAGAAGAUUAACUGUCACCCACUCUGUGGCUAUCUCAAUCAUGGUUUGGCUGUUGGUGAGCGUUCAAAGUCUCCCUGACAUGUUCUACAUCAAGACAUUUGGAAACACCACUGAAAGUUGCUAUGAUACCACCCAUCAGACAUACGUUGAGGAUUACCUGAAAUACAGCCUCGGAUGGACACUCGCUGGAUUUUGCAUCCCCUUACUCAUCACACUGGGUUGCUAUGGACACAUAGCUAUAGUUUUAUGGACCAGAAAGAGAGUUGACAAGGUACAGAAACAGAGAAGUUUGAAGUUGUUGCUCAUCUUAAUUCUUCUCUUCUCUGUUUGUUACAUCCCCUAUCAUGUACUCAAGAACCUCAACCUCUGGUCAAGAGUUUUAUUAAAACGGCAGAUAUUCUAUAAAUGGUCUAAUACAGUCUACAUAGCUCAUCAGAUAAGUCGUGCACUUGUGUGUCUGAACAGUGUUCUUAACCCUCUGGUUUACCUCCAUGGAAAUGAAGACAUUCCUGCUCAGCUCAGACAGCUGCUCCAGCGAGCUUGUCCCAUGUUCAGCCGUCCGCCUUCAACAAACUCUGGUAACGUGUCGUUGACACAAAUGACCAAUUUGAGUCACUGAGUUUAAUACAUGAAAAAUAUUUUUUUUCCGGUAGCAUGUUACACAUUAGUAUGCAUUUGCAAAAAAAAAAAUGUAGUCAAAAAUAAUAGCUAGAUUUGUAAUUUCAUAUUUGUCCCUCUCACACGUACUGUCUCAGCAGUACUUUGAAUUGCCUUGUUGCUUAAAUUGUGCUGUAUAAAUAUAUGAACUUGCCUUGGCUUGUAUCUUGCUUAGUUUAGUGUUUGCAAUAUGCAGCUUAUGUAACCACCAAACCUCUGAGUUUGCAUAGAUUGUAAGUAAAAUUUCACCAAUCGUGCUAAUAUUUAUUAAUUCAUGUACAAUAUGUAGCAUAAGACAGUUAACA